AUGAUCCCGCCGCCGGACUCACUGCUGCGCUACGACACGCCCGUGCUUGUCACCCGCCGCACCGAGAAGCGCUCCCCGAGGGCCCCUCCGCUGCAGGGAACACCGUCGCCGCCCGCACCGACCGGGCCUGUCCCGCCAAUCGCCGCCGAGUCCUCGAAGCGGGCGCAGGAGCUCCUCAACGCCAUCCUGCCGCCGCGAGAAUGGGGCAAGGAGAACCACCGGUGGGUGCAGGAGGUGUCCAGCGCGCCCGGCACCCGCCUGGACGUCGUCCAGCUCCAGGAGCAGCUCGACCUGCGGUUGCAGCAGCGGCAGGCGCGGGAGACUGGGAUCUGCUCGGUGCGCCGGGAGCUCUACUCGCAGUGCUUCGAUGAGCUGAUCCGGCAGACCACCAUCGCCUGCGCCGAGCGUGGGCUGCUGCUGCUGCGUGUCAGGGACGAGCUGCAGAUGACGCUGGCUGCCUACCAGGCGCUGUACGAGAGCAGCACAGCCUUUGGCCUGCGCAAGGCGCUGCAGGCUGAGCAAGGCAAGGCUGACAUGGAGAAAAGGAUUGCAGAGCUGGAAGAGGAAAAACAGGAGCUGGAAAGACAAGUGAGUGAGCAGAAAGCUCUGUGUGCAGCUACCGAAAAACGGGAAGACGAGAAGCGGCAGAUAGAGGAAAAGAAACACUCUGAGGAGGUUCAGAUCCUGAAGAAAAUGAACCAACAGCUGAAGGCCCAACUUGAAAGCAUCGUUGCAGCAAAUAAGUAGACUGUUGUUAUUUUUUUCUGGGGGGUUGCCCUCCAGGCAGUGCUCAGAAGAGCUGUCAGAGCAAGAAGGUUGCAGUUAAGAUUUGUCUUCAUAAAACCAUCUGAAAUUUCCACUUACCAGCAACUAGGGCAGAAGAGCUCUGUUCUUUCUGUCUUCCUUUCUUGCCUUCUUCCUUUUUUUCUGUUGAAGAGUUGAAAUUCAGGAAUUGGAAUUCUUUGUUAAUUACUUCAGCCUCUUGCAAUACCCUCUCAGCACUCAGCUCAUUGAAUAGUCAAACCUGUCUGGGCCUUGCCUGGUGGAACUAUGUUAGACGACCUUCAAAGUAAUAAACU
Dryobates pubescens (Downy woodpecker) is the source of this 1079-nucleotide messenger RNA. RefSeq names its product dynein axonemal light intermediate chain 1 (gene DNALI1). NCBI's taxonomy places the organism in Eukaryota, Metazoa, Chordata, Aves, Piciformes, Picidae. Gene Ontology annotation, molecular function: dynein heavy chain binding. The record is from RefSeq and is a predicted model, not a curated record. The coding region runs from base 1 to 747 and encodes 248 amino acids. Gene Ontology annotation, cellular component: axoneme; filopodium. The transcript has 6 exons.